CGACGACGACGUAUGCGCGAAUCUUCGUCAGUCGGCGACGGAGUUGCCUGGUUGCAGCGUGGGUGGCACACGCGCGCAUCGGCCCGGCCAGACUCGAUUCGAUUAAACUUCGCCGCAACCCUCACUCGCCGUGAGCGGGGUGAGAUCUCGUGCCGAGGCUCGUUAUGCUGAAAACAUCCCUCCGCUCGUGCGACGGUAUCGCGAAACGAAAACCGGAAUAAGCAGCAUUGCGAUUCGCGCGUUUGCACCGUAGCAUCCGAGCAGAUACGUCGGGAUUGCACCACGAUUCGAGCCGCCUCCCAUCCGUACGUCAACACGCACGUUCAAGAGGAAGUGACUUGGGGUAGCGAGAUAACUGAUCUCGCCUCAGCGUCUUCGCAGAGCACGGCGGCCGCUCGAUGACCGCCUUCCUUCGUCGAGAGGACGAGGACGCCGAGGACGAGGAGAACGGUGAGUCGCGGAAGGACGAAUGUUUACGUCGCGAUCGACAAUGCCGUACGAGGGAAUCGAAACGCAAGAGACGAACAGUUGAGACAUCCUCGACGACAGUAAGCCGAUCACAAAUACAGCGAGGUCGACGCAAACGUGACGGAAUUCACGAGAUCAUGCGGAAUCACCUCUGAUCUCUUUUGACCCCGAGAAAGGCGCAACAUGAUGUGGAAGGCGAAAUGGUCACGCUUCACCGAGUGCUUCUGCCGACGACCCGGCCUCGUUCUGGUUCUGCUGCCGUGCCUGAUCGUCGUCACCCUUUACCUCAUACCGUGCGCCGACUACGAGUACGACACGCUGCAGUAUCCGUCCUUCAAGUCAUACAACGUCGCGGAAGGCAUGGUGGACGGUUAUCUCGUGUGGAAUCCGAAGUGUCACAUGCUGUCCAAAGAGCCUCUGGAUCCGUCCAUCGUGAAAUUCGUGAGGAAAGAGAAACUGGAGAAGUGUCCGAACAAUCUCGUCCUCUCGCACAUUUCGGCGGAACCUAACGGCAGUGUGCUUCUCUCCCUCGAUCCAGCCGCAACGACCACGCGUAGCGACGUCGCCUGCUGCUGGUCGUCCGUCAUCAGGCCGAAGGUGGACAAACCUAAAAAGGACAACUACGACUCUACGAUAUCAGUCAAGCAAUGUGAAAACUUUACGGGACAAGUGACACUUCCGCGCGAGGUCGAGGUGGUGUACGUGUCGUGCAAGUCGGCGACAAACGCGAAGCCCAAAGCGAAGACGAAGAACGCGAAGUCGUCGACGAAAAUAGUAUACGAGAACGUUCACGCGAUCUUGAAUCCGGAAAAGGUGCGCGAUCGCGUGGAUCACAAUAGUAGUCAAUACGGAAACUUUUCGAGGAAGCUGAGCGUGCUUGUGCUCGGCAUCGACAGCGUCAGCCGACUGAACUUCUACCGCACGAUGCCGAAAACUGAGAGGUACCUACGCGAAACCGGCUGGAUCGGCCUGAAAGGCUACAACAAGAUCGGCGACAAUACGUUUCCGAAUCUGAUGGCAAUUCUGACCGGUCAGAUGCCGCAGCAGGCAUACGCGCGGUGCAAGCCGACGGUGGCCUACAAGCUCGACAACUGUCCCUUCCUCUGGUACAACUUCCGCAACGCUGGCUACGUCACGGCCUACGGUGAAGACGAGACCAUACUUAACACGUUCAACUACCUCAAGGUCGGCUUCGUCGAGCCGCCCACCGAUUACUACCUGAGACCAUACAUGCUGGCGAGCGAGAAGCUGCUCAAGGUCAAAAAAAGAUUUAACAUGAAAUAUUGCACCGGCCCUGAGCUGAGCUUCGAGCGGAUCUUCGACUACGCCGUGAAUUUCGCCCGCACCUUUCUCGGCGUGCCGUACUUCGGCUUCUUCUGGACGAACACUAUCAGCCACGACAACAUGAACGGCAUCUCGUCGAUGGACGCUAACAUGUUGAAAAGGUUCGAAUUCCUAGAACAGGAGGGGGUGUUGAAUGAUUCGAUGAUCGUCUUCCUGAGCGACCACGGUAUGCGGUGGGGCGAUUUUCGCAACACCUUCGUCGGCUGGUACGAAGAGAGACUGCCGUAUAUCUACAUCUGGCUGCCCGAGUGGUUCCGUCGGGAGAAUCCCGAGGCCCAUCGCGCCCUCGCCGUGAACCAGAAUCGACUCACGUCGCCGUUCGACCUCUACGAGACCCUGCGGGACGUCCUCGCCGGCGGCGGCGGCGACGCCGAUCCCAGUCCUGGAUGUUCCACCUGUCAGUCCCUGUUCGCGCCUGUCUCGAGAGAGAGAGGCUGCCAGGACGCGGGGGUGGCUUAUCACUGGUGCACCUGCACGGCCUUCAAGUCGAUUGACGUGAAGGAGAAAAUCGCCACCGGCGGCGUGCGCAAGUUCCUAGACCACAUAGAGAGUAUCGUGAAAAGUUACAAGGACAAGAAGGGCCGGCGGCUGUGCGCGCGGCUCAAGCUGAAGAAGGUGCACCGGGUGGACCAAGUGAUCGACUUCGGCAUGGAAGGCGCGUCCAGCCUCACGUACUUCUACUUGAUUCAAACGACGCCCGGCACCGGCAAGUUCGAGGUCACCAUCAGGUACCACGGCGACGGCAAUUACACCCUGUCCGACAGCGAGGUCAGCAGAAUCAACCCGUACGCCACGAGCGCCAAGUGUCUGAAUCGCGGCAUGAAGCAGUAUUGUCAUUGCAUGAAAUAGACGCACCGCGAACUCGGAUUGUCGAAACUUUGUACUUCAUUAGCGUAGCAUCAAACUGAAUCGAUCACCGCGGGGAGGAGUCAACUUUUCGUAGAAAUGAGUUCGGAGAUUCAAUCACACGCGUAUAUCUUUCGCCUAGAAAAAAGUAUCACAUCAAAUACACAGCGGUUCUAGAAUAUUUGAACUUUGCUCUUCGAGAGCUGCUUAGAGCUUUUACGAAGCAAAAAAAAAACUUGGAUAACAAAAAGCCUACGUGACACGUCUCUUUUGUGCACCGAUCGAUUUGACCGUUUUGUUAAAUAUGUAAUGUAAUACGGUGGCUCUAAAUCGGCUUCUAAGUUGUACGCGCGCAAACGAGGCAUAGUUAUAUCGAUAUGCUUGCUUUGCACAAAAGUUGACUGCCUCAUCUCAAGGAACUAGGGACCUGAGUGGAUAUAAGUGGACAUAUCUCCGUUUACCAAGAAUAGCUAGAACUAGAUUUUUCUGAGGCCGUAGCAUGGCAUUUGAAUAAUAAACGAUGAAUCAAUAGUUGGUUCGGUAUCAAUGAAAUAGAUUCAUUGAUACGUUUAAGUAAGAUUGUUGUUAUUGACGAUGAAAACUAAUUAUCAGCUAAAUGCCAAAAAUUUCAAGUUACAAAGACAUUUGGAGAGAUGCAUAUAUUGGAAUGUAAAUAUCAGCUAAAUGCCGACAGUUUUUAGAUACCCGAAACAUUAUUUUAUCGAAACAUUAUUAAAAAACUCAAGACCUUAAAUUAAUACGAAAAAUACUUCUGUUAUUUGAAGAGUUUUGUAUAUUCGUGAAAUCGUAAAUAUUACUUUUGACAAUUAGCUGAUAUUUGUUUUCCGCUCUUCAUUUAUGUAGUUUAAUCGCGAGUGAAUAGUCGUGAGAGAACAAGCAUUGCGUGGAAAAUGAACCUAGUAAUGAAGCCUAGUCUUUAGUUUUUAUAAUUUAUCGAAUAUGUAAUUAAUGUAUUAUAUAUGUUAGGUACAUAUCGUUCGUACAUAUCGAACGUAACUUACCAAAGGUGCGCAUCGCUAGCUGUAAUUUUUUCCACGCAUCGUUGCACGUCAAUCGAUUGCAAACAUACGACACGUUACAUUCGGAUCAAUGUACUUUAAAGAUACAUGAAAGCGUAAGUGCGGUAUAAACACAAAAGAGCUGCUUGCCGGAAGAACGUGAACGUAUUUGCGCAAUACGAUAUCGGCAAUGUACAACGCUCGUUUCUUCUCACGAACGUACCAGAAGGCAUUAGCUGAUUUGUAAGUGUAACGCGUGUGCCUCUCUUACAAGAAGUGCCAAAUCCGUUCUGUGCUAACUGAGCGUUAAAACGAACUUCUCUACUUCUCGCACCGACGGCGAUCAUCAUAAACUGCGUUGUGUUACGUGAACGAGCACUAAACCAAAAUAUUGCGUUCAUAAUAAUAACUUUACAGCUUCCACACUCAUUUAAUAAAUUUUAUGAACAAGUUCUGUAAUGAAUUUGGGAUCUAUUUUUGCUUAGCAAAAAUGAGAUAUCAUAGAUUAAUGAGACAUGACACGCUUUGUUAGAACUUUUUAAUUAUAAAAUUGAUUUUUAAUUUAAUUUACGAAAGAAUUUAUUUUGAAAGUAUUCUCUGGGGGCCUAAAACACUGUACAUUCAAUUUAUUACGAAGCGUAUGAUCGCCCUCGCGUACGACGAAUAUGGAGUUUUACGUGUAAGCUGAAAACACAAAGGCCAAUGAAAAUAUCGUAAUAUAUAUUUUACUACGACAUUAUGUACGCUUUAUUCUUUAGAUGACGUAAGUCUCUAUGAUUUAAAGAGACGUAAUCAGUGAGUACUUUGUGAUUAUUUAGAGAUUGCCUACUUGAAAAGUCUCUGUCGGCCAUGUCAAAUCGAAUCGAAUUUUGUAGACGAUAGAAGUAGAUGUCAAUUGCCAAAAACAUUUCUCAGUGCGUUAUAUUCUUUAAGCAUACAUAUCUUUGGUUAUACAAUUUCCAGUUACUAAAAUUUUGAUUUUAAAUACAAACGCAAAAUUUGGUUGAACAAUUUUACGAAUAAAAUUGUUAUCUCACAAACUGUCUACAAAGUCUGCGUACACGUCUUUGAAGAUGGCAUGUUUUUAUGAUAAAUAAUUAAAUUAUUACUAACAUUA
Molecule: messenger RNA, 4794 nt
Organism: Linepithema humile (Argentine ant)
Lineage: Eukaryota; Metazoa; Arthropoda; Insecta; Hymenoptera; Formicidae
Source: RefSeq, a predicted model, not a curated record